Molecule: messenger RNA, 2535 nt
Organism: Closterium sp. Naga37s-1
Lineage: Eukaryota; Viridiplantae; Streptophyta; Zygnematophyceae; Desmidiales; Closteriaceae
Source: the annotation of a GenBank genome assembly
AUGGGCCAAGGAGACGAUAUACUAGUGGAUGUAGGGGGGUGUGUGGCGGUGGGUGCACGUGCGUUUGUCAGAGGGAUGGGGAUGGGUGCUGAGGGGAAUGGAACGAUGGCAAGCGAUGAUGGCAUGGUGGGCGGUCGUGGCAUGGAUGCUGGUGGUGCAAUGGGGACGCAUGAUAGCAUGCAUGGCAUGGUGAUGACAGACGGUCAUGCCAUGGGUGCUGAUGAUGGUGCCAUAGUGACCCAGAAUGGCAUGAACGAUGUGGAUGGCAUGAGUGGCAUAGAUGGCAUGGAUGGCAUGGGCAUCCAUGGCAUGGGUGCUGAGGACAUGCAUGGUCAAGGCAUGCAUGGCAUGGGUGCCGGUGCAAUGGUGGCCUCUAGUGACAUGCAUGGCAUGGUGAUGGGUGGUCAGGGUAUGGGUGCUGAUGGUGCAAUGCUGACCCAAAAUGGCAUGGAUGGUACAGGUGUGAGUGCAAGUGCGAUCUUUCCUAUCCGAAGCUGGUCGUUUGGUGAUUCGGAGUGGAUGGGCAGUGGUGGUCUGGCAGUGGCCGGCAGGGGGCAUGAGAUGGAUGCUGAUGGUAGGGGUACGAGUGCAAGUACAAAGUUAGGUGAUUUGGAGUGGAUGGGCGGCGGUGGUGCGGCAGUUGGCGGCAGAGGGCAUGAGAUGGAUGCUGAUCGUGCAAUGGGGACGCAGAAUGGCAUGCAAGGCAUGGGUACGAGUGCAAGUAAAAAGUUCGGUGAUUUGGAGUGGAUGGGCGGCGGUGGUCUGGCAGUGGGCGGCAGCAGUGGGCGGCAUGGGAUGGAUGUGCUGCUGAUAGAGAAACCACUGCCACCACAGCAACAGCAGCAGCAACAACAACACAACCGACAAUGCUUGCAGCAGCAGCAGCAGCAGCAGCAGCAGCAGCAGCAGCAGAAGCACCAUUACUUGCUGCAACAGCAGGAGAAGCAGCUGCAGCAGCUACAGCAGCCGAAGCAGCAGCAGCAGCAGCGUCACUAUCACCAGCUUCUGUCGCUGCCACGACUACCCCUCCCAGUUCCACAUGCUCCUUUUCGACCGUUUCAGCAUUCAGCUGAACAAAUCAUGCAGCAGCAGCGGCAACAGCAGCAGCACCCACAGCAGCAACAGGAGGAGGAGAAGGAGGCGGAGGAGAAAGAGGAGGAGGAAGUGGUGAAGCAGGCGCAAGAACGAGUCUCCCUGCUGUCCCUCUCAUCUGCUCUCACCUCAGGGAUAAAAGGCGCAGGGAGGGGAGCAGGGGUCGUGGCGGAGGCCUGUAUGAGGCAGAUGCUGCAUGCAUUUGACCCGCUGCAGGGUGCCCUUGCUGCUGUCACCUCACCUGCAGGCUCUUCUGCUGCUGCUCGCAACUCACCUGCUCCACCUAAAAGCUUUCGUCUGGGUCCCCUGGGUUUACCGAGUCUGUCUGGUCUCCCGGAUUGGGCGGAUCUUGCCCCGUUUGCUGCAAUCUACUGGUUCGGUUCAAGGCUCAACUGUGUGCUAAGAAGAUGUCCCUCGUUCCGCGUUACUGCUGCAACUGAACCCGCAAGCAACCAGCACGGACAGCCCUUCCUGCCAGCACAGAAGCUUCUGCUCCCUUCCACGCCUCUGCAACCACCGCCUUUGCUGCUGCCCCAGCCAGUGCUGCCGUUAGUAACACCCGCCCCGGUUACCGCUAUGUUGAUGUCAGCACUACCAGGAGCCACUGUGCCUAUCUCUCCUGUAUCACCAUCAUUAUUAUCACCACAGCUAUUGUCACCAGCGCUACCAUCGCCGCCACUCCCACUGUACCGCAUAAGCCCUUCUAACUGCAACGGGGGCAAGCGGGAGAGGAGGAGGAAGGAGGGGAGGGAGCGGCGAGCAGUGAGUGCGAGGGAACAGCUGGGGCUGUCAGGAGCCAGGGGGGCCCUGCCGCAAGCUGCCGCCCAGAAGAUGCUACAGUGGCUGGUGGCGCAUUGGGACAAUCCGAAACCAUCAAAAGAAGAGAAGACGGAGUUCAUGAAUGCAUUCAACAUCACGAAAAAGCAGGCCCAGGUGCAGGCACCCUUGGUCGCUGAAAUCGCUGACUCGUGUUGUCUGUGUGCGUGCAGGGACGAAACUGAUGACCCCCGAGAGGCGCCGAGCAAUCUGGGCCAUUUAUGGAGAACCGACGAGCUAGUGGAUGGUCCGAACGCGUCUCACAUCACCCCGAGGGCUCUAGACAGAUGGGAGGAGCGCCUGGACGAGCUCUUCCAAGGUCGGCCGUACGACAUGCUGGACGCUGCUCUCUCGGACACAAUCCAGACAUUCCCUAUGAGCAUUCAGCCGUACAGAGACAUGGUCGAUGGCAUGCGGAUGGACCUGAGGAAGUCCCGGUACCGCACGUUUGACGAGCUCUACGUGUACUGCUACAAUGUGGCCGGCACUGUGGGCCUUAUGAGUGUUCCUGUCAUGGGAAUCGACCCCAAGUCUAAAGCGCCUGCAGAAGAUGUGUACAAGGCUGCUCUGGACCUUGGCAUUGCCAAUCAGCUCACAAACAUCUUGAGAGAUGUUGGAGAAGAGUAA